AUGGGGAGUUUUAUUGUGGUUAACUGUCUGCUGAAUGUCCUGCUAAUGCUCCCAUCAAUCACUGGCAAUGUUUUCGUGUUGGCCAUAUUGAGAACCUCUUCUCUUCGUUCACCGUCCACAAUUUUCUUAUGCAGUCUCGCUGUCUCAGAUCUUCUUGUUGGUAUGGUUGUACAACCAUUUUACAUCGCACAUCAACUGAAUCCUGGACCGAGAUUAAAAGAUGCAUUCGACGCCUUCUCUUCUUUAUUAGGCUGCGGCGUUUCUUUGUGUACAGUGACAGCGAUAAGUGUGGAUAGGUUUUUGGCUUAUCACAUGCGAUACCCGAAUCUGAUGACGGAUAAACGCGCAAUGUACAAAUCGUUAAGUCUUUGGUUCUUGAUGAACCUUGCAUCAUGUCUUUAUGUAUGGAACAUGACCUAUGCGAGACUAGCCUUCGUUCCCAGGAUUGCCAUUUGUAUCUUGGUUUCUAUUUUUCUUUACAUCACAAUUUAUCAAAUUGUUCGAAGACAUGAGCUUCUGAUUCAUAUACAAUAG
This is a messenger RNA of Porites evermanni, 534 nucleotides long. Lineage: Eukaryota; Metazoa; Cnidaria; Anthozoa; Scleractinia; Poritidae. The record is from the annotation of a GenBank genome assembly.